AUGCCUCAGCCAACGACAGCAGGAGCUCGUCGACAUCGAGUAGAGGAGACAGCGAAUGGCCAUUCUGACCGUGAGACCUUCUGUAGUCUGCCUUGCACGGGGUUCCAUCUGCUAAGCGAGAUGCCGGGCGCGCAAUGCUGCGGCGCCGUUCGAGACACUGAUAAUUGUAGCUGGGAUAAAUGA
Molecule: messenger RNA, 183 nt
Organism: Purpureocillium lilacinum
Lineage: Eukaryota; Fungi; Ascomycota; Sordariomycetes; Hypocreales; Ophiocordycipitaceae
Source: RefSeq, a predicted model, not a curated record